This is a messenger RNA of Oncorhynchus kisutch (coho salmon), 4419 nucleotides long. RefSeq names its product myeloid associated differentiation marker like 2 (gene myadml2). The coding region runs from base 1093 to 2016 and encodes 307 amino acids. The record is from RefSeq and is a predicted model, not a curated record. The transcript has a single exon. Gene Ontology annotation, cellular component: membrane. NCBI's taxonomy places the organism in Eukaryota, Metazoa, Chordata, Actinopteri, Salmoniformes, Salmonidae.
CAGUGGGAGAGAGAGAAAGAGGGAGGGAGGGAGAGAGAAAUAGCGUGUGAGAGAGAGAAGAAGAGACACGAGACAGAGAUCAGACAGUGAGGAGGACUUUUCCAGGGAGCUUAGGUCCUGGCAGUGGGCAGAGCUGAUCAGUAUUGGACCUUGACAAGCCAAGUACAGCUGCCCACAUGGGACACAGGACUACAACCAGAACAACAACCUACCCCCCCCGUUCUAUAAUGGGUUAUUAUCGGAGGACUCCCCCAUGUUCAUGUAACUGUACUGCGUUUCAAUGAGCCUGUUGAUGGAUUGUUGGGCUCUGGAUCUCUGGAGUGACGUGUUGGGAGCGAGGAACUUGUUGCGCUUCCAUAACCUGAAGGAGAAGUGAAUGACAAGACCCUUUGUGACUGAGUUGGACUUUUCAGUUAAAACACAAGGGUAAUGUUAUAUCUGGCCACCGUCAAUCUCGAUCUGUGACUUUACCUCGAUAUGUGAUUAUUGAUACAAGCAUCUGUAAGAAACUAGACAGAUCACUUGGGUCAACAUUCAAUUAUUACCGUUAGAGAAGCAAAGAAGUUACAAGAUUUGAUGUUAUUUGAGAAUCCAAAAUUGCUAAACUGUUGACAGGGAAGAUGAAAUCAGCACUGCUCAAGGCUCUGACUGCGUUGUAAGUUGAACACCAUUGUGGCCGACUGUAACCUGAUCUCCAACACACUGCAGUAAUUACAAGGUGCAUGCAGGGAAACAUAAAGAGAGAUUUGUAAUUAGACCUGUCUAUAAAAAGAGCCAGGCAAAGGGCGAGGUCCCCACACAGAGAGAGAGAAAGGGGGAGAGUCAGGCCAAGGACACCCAACUUGAAGGGAGGGAGGGAGGGGGGCUGUCUGGAGGCAUAGGAAGGAGGCUGCCUGGGGGCAAAGGAAAGAGGCUGCCUGGGGGCAUAGGAAGGAGGCUGCCUGGGGGCAUUGUUGAGUGUAAGUGACACCCAGACCCCCAAGGCCGGGGCAACGACACCUAACCUGAAGGGAAGGAGGCUGCCUGGAGUCACCAUUGGGAAGAAGAUACACCCAGACAGCUUUUGGUAAUUAGGGGACAGGAGGUGUGACCAUGGACUCCCAAGGCGGACACUACCUGAACAAGGCGGCGGUGCUGUCUCCUCUAGGAGCGGCCCGUAUGCUCCAGCUCCUCCUGGGCUGCACCAUCAUAGCCCUGGUGGCCCAUAGCGCCGGAUACAACCACGCCUAUGGUAUCUACUGCAUGUUUGUGUGGUGCUUCUGCUUCGCCAUGACCCUGCUGGUGUUCACCAUGGAUGUGACACGCCUCCCCUGCUGCAUGCCCAUUUCCUGGGACAACCUCACUGUGGCGUUCGCCAUGCUCGCCACACUCAUGUAUGUCGCCGCCUCCGUAGUCUACCCCGUCUACUUCCUGCGCUCUCAGUGCUCCAAGUCGGACGGGGGCUGCGAGGUGCGCAACUACCGCAUCGCUGUCACCGUGUGCUCCAGUUUCUGCUGCUUCGCCUACGCGGCUGAGGUGUUCCUGACCCGGGCCAAACCCGGCCAUGUGGUGGGCUACAUGGCCACCAUGUCAGGCCUGCUCAAGGUGGUCCAGGCCUUCGUGGCCUGCAUUAUAUUUGGGGCCCUGGCCAACGGCAGCGAGUACAACCGCCACAUCCCCACUCAUUACUGCGUGGUGGUCUACAGCCUGUGCUUCUCCAUCACCGUGGUCGUGAUCGCUGUGACCGUGUCAGGAAAAGCCUCGGCUCUGCCCCUGCGUUUCCCCUUCGACCGCUUCGUGAUCAUCUACACGUUCCUGGCGACGCUGCUGUACCUGAGUGCCGCCCUGGUGUGGCCCAUCUUUAGCUUCGACAGGAAGUAUGGCACGCCGGGUCGUCCCGACGGCUGUCCCUGGGAGAACUGUCCCUGGGACAGCAAGCUGGUGGUGGCGGUGUUCACCCAUGUCAACAUGGUGCUGUACUUCAGCGACCUAAUCUACUCCCAGAGGAUCCGCUUUGUCUCCCACUCCGCUGCUUGAGGACCCCUCCACCCUGCACUCUGCUGCCUGAGGACCCCUUCACCCUCCUCCCUCAAUGGCUGAUGCCUGAGGACCCCUCCACCCUCCUCACUCCACUCCGCUGCUUGAGGACCCUUCCACCCUCCACUCUGAUGCCUGAGGACCCCUCCUCAGUCCUGGGGACUCCUCUACCCUCCUCAGUCCUGGGGACCCCUCUACCCUCCUCACUCCUGGGGUGAAUCUCAAAAGUUUUUUCCUCGGUUCCUCAUUGGACACGGCGUACGAGGUAAGGGAGGAGAGCAAUGGAGAAGACAAGAGGCGAUACGAUAUUUGAAUGGACUUCUGCCUCGCUCUGACGUUGUGAGGAGGCGUGGAGAGGGGAUACGAGGAAUAGAGGGUAUAGACUUUUGAGUUGCACCCCUGGCCCUCAGAGACAGACAGAGACCACACUGGAAAUGACACACAGCAUCUCCACUCAAGUGCCUCUGAAUGCCCCAUGCCUACUACAGAUUACAUAUCGCCUCAAUGAUGUUAUGGCUUUGUGCCUUGUUGUGUCAUUCUUAACAUCCGUGCUGUGUCUUUCUUAACAUCCGUGUUAUGUCAUUCUUAACAUCAGUGUUGUGUCUUUCUUAACAUCAGUGUUGUGUCUUUCUUAACAUCAGUGUUGUCUUUCUUAACAUCAGUGUUGUCUUUCUUAACAUCAGUGUUGUGUCUUUCUUAACAUCAGUGAUGUGUCUUUCUUAACAUCAGUGUUGUGUCUUUCUUAACAUCAGUGUUGUGUCAUUCUUAACAUCAGUGCUGUGUCUUUCUUAACAUCAGUGCUGUCUUUCUUAACAUCAGUGUUGUCUUUCUUAACAUCAGUGCUGUCUUUCUUAACAUCAGUGUUAUGUCUUAACAUCAGUGUUGUCAUUCUUAACAUCAGUGUUGUCUUUCUUAACAUCAGUGUUAUGUCUUUCUUAACAUCAGUGCUGUCUUUCUUAAAAUCAGUGUUACGUCUUUCUUAACAUCAGUGCUACGUCUUUCUUAACAUCAGUGUUACAUCUUUCUUAACAUCAGUGUGUCACGCCCUGACCUUAGAGAGACGUUUUAUUUGGUUAGGUCAGGGUGUGAUGUGGGGUGGGCAUUCUAUUUUUUGUUUUGGCCGGGUAUGGUUCUCAAUCAGGAACAGCUGUCUAUCGUUGUCUCUGAUUGGGAAUCAUACUUGGGUAGCCCUUCUUCCCUCCUUUCAGUGUGGGUAGUUAACUGUGUUUGUGGCACUUAGCCCUGUAAGCUUCACAGUUGUGUCUUUAGUUAACAUCAGUGUUACUCUUAACAUUAGGGUUAUGUCUUAACAUCAGUGUUACGUCUUAACAUUAGGGUUAUGUCUUAACAUCAGUGUUGUGUCUUAACAUCAGUGUAUUCCUUAACACUAUUAUCAGUCAUAUCAGUAUUAUAAUCUCUAAGACAAACCUGAGACAAGGGGCCAGCACUGUUGUAGGCACUCUGUCUAAUGGUGCAGUACAUUGGUUUAAUUCAGAGCUUUGAACAUGUUGGGCGACAUUUUCGUAGUGCAAAAGCGAUGUGCUAAAUGCGAAAGAACUCUGUAAACCUCAGUCUGGCAGUGUGAUUUAAACUGAAACUUUUCCUCUACAAUCUGUGUUAUAAAGAAGCUAUUAUAAGGUUUAGUAAACCGAGCAAUCAAUAAAAUGUAGUCGCCUUCUAAUAAUGCACAUUGUUGAAAAACAUUUUCAAGAUUAUAACGAGGUUCAUGGUCAUUUCUGUACUUUGCUUUUGUUCUCUGAACAUGUCGGCCAUUAUGUAUCGAAGGACGUCAUAAAUCAUCACUGGGUUGUUUUCAUGUCUUGAAAUAGUCUGUUUCAUUUAUUGUGUUUCAAUAAACUUUUAUCUUAACUAAGAUGUUUUUUAAAAUAAUGACAAUAAUAUAUAAACAAUGUAAUGUGUUGUGUGUUGUGUGUUGAAUUGGCUUUCCAUCAUUGAGUACUUUUGGUGUUUAUACUAACACCCAACUGCAUGUUUCAACUUCAGCUCCUCUUGUUUUAGUCCAAGUUCAGUCAGUGUGUAGAUUCCUUAUGAGCUGAAUGUUCAGUGUAUCAACUGUCAAUAAGAAAUUGGUAAUAUAUAGUGUGUGUGUGUGUGUGUGUGUGUGUGUGUGUGUGUGUGUGUGUGUGUGUGUGUGUGUGUGUGUGUGUGUGUGUGUGUGUGUGUGUGUGUGUGUUAAGGGGGGGAGGUUAUGGAAUUGACUGCAUAGGUACAGCUACCACUAUUUGAUAUGUGAUGUCUGCACUGCAAAACAUCCCUGAACACUGUACUGUAAUGACAACCAUGCGAUGUACUCAAUGAUUUAAACCCAUAGAAAAGUUCUGAAACUUGUGAAUAUUCAAAAUGUCAUUAAAAUGAACAGAUUGUUUAGUCUGUGCACUUGUU